Messenger RNA from Engraulis encrasicolus (European anchovy), 464 nucleotides. RefSeq lists its product as uncharacterized. Bases 39 to 464 code for a protein of 141 amino acids. The transcript has 5 exons. NCBI's taxonomy places the organism in Eukaryota, Metazoa, Chordata, Actinopteri, Clupeiformes, Engraulidae. The record is from RefSeq and is a predicted model, not a curated record.
UAAAUAUCAACUCUCAACCUCCUCCACAGACGUCUAAGAUGCACAGACCUCAGUCUCCAGUGUCCAGCUGUGUCUCUAUGAAGAGUGACAAGUCCAUACAUCAGCCCCCAAAUAUAAGACCCCAACCUCCUCCACAGAUGUUUAAGAAGUGUAGAUCAUCAUCUCCAGUGUCCAGUUGUGUGUCUAUGAAGAGUGACAAGUCCAUACAUCAGCCACCAAAUAUCAGCCCCCACUCCCCUCCACAGACAUUUAAGAAGUGCAGAUCAUCAUCUCCAGUGCCCAGCUGUGUGUCUAUGAAGAGUGACAAGUCCAUACAUCAGCCCCCAAAUAUAAGCCCCCAACCUCCUCCACAAACGUCUAAGAAGCACAGAUCGUCAUCUCCUGUGCCCAGUUGUCUGUCUAUGAGGAGUGACAAGUCCAUAGUCCAAUCCCCAAGUAUCAGCCCUCAGCCUCCUCCACGGUAA